UGUGUGACUGCAGUAUGUGUGCGGUCUGUGGACUCCAGAUGAACCUGUCCUGCUUUUUGUUCAUUCGGUGAACAUUAGUUCAAUCAUUUUUGAACAUUCAUCUGAUUCUCAGCUGAUUACGUCAUAAAGACUCAGGAUGAGUUACAGCAGCAGACAUGGACGGACUUCAUCCAGCUGGGGUUACCCCUCAGAUAAAAUCAUGUACCAUGGCCUGAUGAACCAGGGAUCCACCUGUUACCUGAACAGUGUCCUGCAGGUUCUGUUCAUGACCAAGGAAUUCAGACAGAAGCUGAGAGUCCCAAGCAAACACAGAGAUGACGAUCCAAACCUCAUCGAUCGUGAGCUGAUGGAGUUGUUUGGUGAUUUAGAAAAAUAUACAACCUACACCUAUAAAAUCACAAGGAAACUGGACAUCCGCAACGUUUAUGAACAGCAGGAUGCAGCCGAGUACUUUGAGAGGAUUCUACGUCUGACUAGUGAGGAGGCGUCUAAGGUUUUCCAAGGAGAGCUGAUCAACAGGAACACAUGCUCUAAGUGUGAAACAGUCACUGAUAUUUCUGCAGCGUUUUGGUAUCUUCCUCUGGCUCUGGUGGAUUCCUACGGUGAUUAUAGUGUGAUAAAGGGCAUUAAGGACUUCUUCAGACCUUCAGAACUCAGAGGAGAAAACCAGAUGUACUGUGAACGCUGUUGUGACAAAUCUGACGCUACCAUAAAGUGUGUGGUGGAGAAACAUCCAGAAGUUCUGGUGCUGAAGUUGAAGAGGUUCGACUUCGACAUGCGUCACAUGUCUAAUGUGAAAAUAAACUGUGCUGUGGACGUGCCCUUCACACUCCAGAUACCACAGGAUCAAACCUAUGAACUGUUUGCUUUUGUGGAUCAUUUUGGGGAUCUCAAAAGUGGACAUUACACCACAACAGUCAGGUCUCAGGAUGACGACAAAUGGUACAUGUUUGAUGACAGCAUAGUCUCACAGCACAAAUACCAGUGGUUUCAGCUGGACACCAAAGAGAAACUACCCAAGGCUUAUCUGCUGUUUUACAGGAAACAAAAAGUAGGACCUGCAGACACCUCCUCCCAAGUCAUGGGUGAAGUUUCCACUCCUGGAGUCCCACAGGGUGACGUCAGUGUGAAGAUGGAUGGACUGGAAACAGAAGAUCCACAGAACAGAGACGUAGACGUUAACGCUGCAGCAUCUGUUUCUCCCAAAGACGUCAGUGGGUUGAAAAGACCAGCGGCGGCACCUGAACGUCCCUAUAAACAUGAAGAAGGAGACAAGCCACCGCAUCAGCAAGAUGGAGAUGAGGACAAAGACCGUGGACAUGUUCGUAUCAAGGAACACAAAGAGGAUGAUGAUGAAAAAUGCAUGACAUCACCUGAUGACCAAAUGAGAACAAAAGCAGCCGAGGGUGUAAAGAACGAUGGUACUGGUGGGCGAUCAGACCUCCAGAACAUACCACAUACUUCUAACUUCAUGCCAUAUGCUAGUGAAAACCAGACAAGAUGGGGUAAACAAGGUGAAGUCAGAGAUAGAACAUGGAUAGAGGUGAAGGAAAAGGGGAGAGGUGAAGCAGAACAGCAGAAAAAUGAAGAGUUCCACCGUGUUACAGAUCAAAACAGACAAAAGUUAGAAACAUCAACUGCUCAGGUUGAAAGGUUUUCUCCUCAGGUUGAGUUGAAUCAGGAGGCGACAACAGGGAAGAGGGAAGGAAGUUUGGAUGUUUCCGAUAAUAUCUCAAGGUAUUACCAUGAACAGAAGGUCAGGGCCACAGAUGUGAACAGAGAUUAUAGUGAAGGUGGAGACAAGAAGAGACCUGAAAGAUUAGAGAACGUACGUGAUGAUCGGAAGGUUAACAAGGAAAGAAGAAGACAAGAACAUGAGCGUAAACCAGAAUACGACCUCUGAAAAGCAGCUGAGGAGACGACAGGAAGAGAUGAUUCAGGUACAGGAAGGACAGAAAUGUGCACAGGUGGUGUUAAGGAAACAGGGAAACUUUGGAAAAAAUCUGAUCUUCACGACCAAAACAGCAUGUCAAAUGAGAGGAAGAGUCCAAAACAGGGAAUUAGUGACAGCAAUAGAAGAUAUGACGAUCAGAGAGAGGACAGGGGGGAUGUAGAAAGAGUCGGAGAUGGACCCAGAAGAAGAGGAAGCACUUAUAGUCUGAAGUAUUGUGGUACAUACCAUGAAGGAGAUGAGGAAAUAUGAAAAUAUGAAUUGGAGGAAAUCAAAGGGGGUGAUUUAAAUGACAGGAAAGACUGUGACAAACUGAACACCGGAGAGAACGCCAAAAAGAAGAGUGAGAGGAAGACAGAUGAAGAUGAGCAGAGUAGCAGAGGUCAUGAACAACGAAGAAUAAGGUCAGACAGAGAUCCCAACAGUAGAUCGGAGAAUCCUCGACGGAACAGAUCACCUGAACAACAGUUUAGUCCGACUCAGACACAGGCUGAGUUUGAUCUGAAAGGAGGAUCAGCUGGAAAAGGGCUCAGAGUUUACCAGUAUGAAGCCCAUGGACGUCCUCCAACAGGUGACGCCACGGAAGGCAGAAGGUGUUCAAAGUCAGAAAGAAAGACACGGAACAAUUCGAACCACCAUCAAGUCAGACCUAAAACCCAAUCAGACGCUCAGGAUGCUUUGAACGGAGGCAUGAGAGGUCUAAGACUGACUGAAACACCCCCGAAAGGCAUCGAAGGGUUAGAACUGGAGGGGAACGCUAAAAAACAAGCAAAGAAGAAAUACUACGGAAAGGGUUGUUUUAGAUUUGUUCGCCGACGCAAAAACAAAGUCAAACAGAUUCAAAGUAACGGGGUUUAGUCGCUGUUUUCACCCGUCAGCUGUUUAUAUCAACACGUGAAUAUUUCGCAUAAUU
Messenger RNA from Sphaeramia orbicularis (orbiculate cardinalfish), 2864 nucleotides. Its product is annotated as ubiquitin carboxyl-terminal hydrolase 46-like. The record is from RefSeq and is a predicted model, not a curated record. Gene Ontology annotation, molecular function: cysteine-type deubiquitinase activity. The coding region runs from base 137 to 1903 and encodes 588 amino acids. Gene Ontology annotation, cellular component: nucleus; cytosol. Gene Ontology annotation, biological process: protein deubiquitination. NCBI's taxonomy places the organism in Eukaryota, Metazoa, Chordata, Actinopteri, Kurtiformes, Apogonidae. The transcript has 11 exons.